Amphibalanus amphitrite is the source of this 1277-nucleotide messenger RNA. RefSeq lists its product as uncharacterized. The transcript is spliced from 3 exons. NCBI's taxonomy places the organism in Eukaryota, Metazoa, Arthropoda, Thecostraca, Balanomorpha, Balanidae. The record is from RefSeq and is a predicted model, not a curated record. The coding region runs from base 66 to 977 and encodes 303 amino acids.
CGCGGCCCUCACACGCAGCACAGCUCGGCACUCCUCUCCAGGCAGUCAGAGAACGUCACGGCGGCAUGGCGACACUGCACAGCGGCCUCGUCGGGCGGCUCCUGGUGGCGGCUCUGCUGCUGGGCUGGACUCAUGCUCGCGGUGGCAGUCGAGGCGGUGGCCGCUUUAGUCGGUUCCUGGUGCCCCGCACGUGCGCGCCUGAUGACGACGGGGCGACGGUGGAGGCCGUCUGUGCCAUUGUGCGCCAGUGCCGUGAUUCCCUAAGGGGUGGCCAGCGCGGCCGCGACUCAUGGCUGGCGUGGAAGGCAGCUCUGUAUGGAUGUGUGGCUAACAACCUAACCAUUGAAAACAGCCAAGAAUCUCUAGACGCGGCCAUUGAGGGCCUCACAAGUGAUACUGAUUUGAUCAGUCUUUGGCAAACCAGCUCCAGCGCGUGUCUGGGCGCCCUGCCCGAGGAACUGACCGCCGAGCAGCAGCCCGUGUUCCUCCUGGCCUGCAUCAAAGGGAGACUCAAGCUCGACUGCGCGCUCCAAGAUGAGGACGCCGCGCUGUGCCGGCGCGCCAGAAGUGGCCUGCUGCGCAGACGGAGGUGCUCGCUCGCCAACCUGCUGCCGUGGAGCAGCCGGCGCCGCUGUCUGCUCGAGGAGCCCGGCGGCUCGCUGCCCGGCGGCUGGUGGCGGCGGGGCGCGCUCAACUGCUCCGAGCUGCUGGCUGCCGCCGUGGACGUCACCGGCUGUGCCAUGAGGAACGUCUCGCUGGCCGACGGUGACACUGUGGAUCGCGCCCAGCUGGAGACGGCCAUCUCCGAGCUGGGUGACAGCGACGCCCUCCUGGACAUCCUGGAAGCGUGUCCGCAGACCGAUCUGGACGCCAUCAUCAACUGCUGGAGUGAGACGGCGCCGGAGCAGUGUCUCAUCAGCAGGGCCAUAGCAGUGGCCGAGGCGCUCCAGCAACAGGACACGGAGGAGCCAGUGUGAACUAAGACUGCGCGAUUGCACGGGGGAUGAGUUAGGAGCACGAUUGACGAGUAUGCACUUUAAAUUUUUACUGCUUGUUAUCAAACAUAUGUAGGCAGCGGCACAGCUUCACGAGGCUGCGGGGUGCUGGAUGGUGGAGGUUCACUUCCGUCGAGAGUGACAAACACUGUUUGGGUGUGGGCUAAGUGUGGGGCACGCGUUGUUCCGAUUCGCGUAAGUCUAUGUAAUUUCAUCUUUUGAUGCUACCCAUGCCUGCAUGUUUAUGAAGAUGCUUUGAAAUAAACAUUGUUUGGCUCAAAA